Molecule: messenger RNA, 528 nt
Organism: Acanthosepion pharaonis
Lineage: Eukaryota; Metazoa; Mollusca; Cephalopoda; Sepiida; Sepiidae
Source: the annotation of a GenBank genome assembly
AUGAGUAGUUUUCAUAUCUUUUUUAUUAUAUCUUUCUGUUUUUAUCUUUUCCUUUCUCCUUUCAUAUUUCUUUCUCUUUUUCUCUCUUCCUUUCUUCUUUCGUAUAUCUCUUUGUUUUUCUCUCUUCCUUUCUUCUUUCAUAUUUCUUUCUCUUUUUCUUUCUUCUUUAGUAUAUCUUUCUGUUUUCUUUCUCCUUUAGUAUAUCUUUCUGUUUUCUUUCUUCCUUUCUUCUUUCGUAUUUCUUUCUCUUUUUUAUCUUUUCCUUUCUUCUUUCGUAUUUCUUUCUCUUUUUCUUUCUUCUAUAGUAUAUCUUUCUGUUUUUCUUUCUUCCCUUCUUUCGUAUUUAUUUCUCUUUUUUCUCCCCCUUUCUUUUUUCGUAUAUCUUUCUGUUUUUCUUUCUUCCCUUCUUUCGUAUUUAUUUCUCUUUUUCACUCCCCCUUUCUUUUUUCGUAUAUCUUUUUGUUUUCUCUUCCUUUCUUCUUUCGUAUUUCUUUCUCUUUUUCUUUCUUCUUUAGUAUAUCUUUCUGA